AUGUCGGACGAAGAGGAAUCUAGAAGAGUUUCCAUUCAAGUUUCGUCUUUAUCAACCCAGUUGAUUGAAAGUAUUGAUAAACAAUCAAAGCUUGAGGAACAAUUACAUCAUGCGAUGAAGGUUAUUUCAGGUCAAAAGGAGUCAUUACUCGUGCAUGAAGUUACAGACAAAGAGUUAAGGGAUGCCAAAGCUCAGUUAGAAAUGAACAGAACUCAAAUUGACGAGUAUAAGAAAAAUCUGACUGCCGAAAAAGCAGCGAGGAAGAAAGCAGAAGAUGAUGUCGGUAGACUCAAUAAAGAAGUUGAAGAUCUUACUGCAUCACUUUUUGAUGAGGCAAAUAAAAUGGUGGCUGAUGCAAGGAAAGAAACUCAUAGCAUUGAAGUAAAGAACGCCAAAUUGAUCGAACAGUUGCAUGAAAAAGAUAAUCUGUUAGAUACCCUUAGCAUACAAUUGAAGAAUCUCAAGAAGGUACUAUACAAUUUGGAUUCUGAGAGUAGCAGCAUAGCUCCCACGAACAAAACUUCUGGUUCAAGUGACAAUGUAACAUCUUCAAAUGUUUCCAUAGAAAAAACCAUCACAACCAUAAAUUCUGUCAAUGAAUAUAAUUUGCCCUCAAAUUGUGCUGUGUUUUCCCCUAUUCUCCCUUCUUUGAGAUAUGACUUGACAUUGUACAAUGAAUUUUUAAAGUUUAUUGCAGUUUUGCCCCUCUGUUCAUCUAUAAAGGAAACUACAUCGCAUUCGAAAUUACUUAAGAGGCUAGUCCAUGACGAAAUUCAACCAAUUCUUCGAUUGGAUAAUGCUAGUGGAUUAGGUUGGUUUGUGAGGAGAAAUUUAAUGUCGCUAAUGAUCGAAGGUUUAGUGGUGGUUGAACCCUUGAGUGGUAUCAAUGAAACCUACCGCGUUGGUUAUUCAUCCCCGCGACUCGGAGAUAGUACAGUUUUGCAGGGAGAAAAAGAUUCCGAUUCACACUUGUAUAAUUAUCCUGUCAAUUCACCUCCCAUCGCGAUACAGGCACCUUGUGCCUUUUGUUCGGAAAGUAGAAAUGACAUUCUCGAGCACGGAAGGCUAUAUGUAUUAAGAACACAACAGAAGAACGAGGAUGGGACGAUUGAAACUGCUAGUGAAUUUCCCUUAUGUCAUUACUGUUUGUUGAAAAUAAGGCAGACGUGUGAGAUUUUUGCAUUUUUAAGAACGCUUAAGAGUGGAGUAUGGAAUUUAGAAAAGUUGAAUUUGAAAACCAUUUCUCAGGAUUCUACCGGACUCUUUAAAGAAGUCAAAAAAACCACUGCUCCUGACCGCGUGAAAGCAAAUAAAAAGUCGAAUAGGAUGAGCUUCAUGACAGGUCUAUCGAACCCUCUGGUUUCGAAGCCUUCGUUUCAACUGGAAGUGCCUAAUUUUUCAAAUCAAAAUGGUCAGCCUACAACAAAUAUCCAAAGAGCUUGGGUUCAAUUGAGCAAGCUGAGAUCAUCUUUGAACUGGGCACAUAUUGGCGUUUGGUCAAUGGAUGACGCAGUGUCGUUGAAAGUGGGCCCAGUGGAUGAGGAAGCUGCGUCUUUGCAUGAAUCUACUGAUUCCAAUAGUGCCUUGUUCCAAAAUGUACAAAAAUUAAAUGAAUCUUUCACUUUAGAGCCAGAAGUUGAUGUCGAUAAAGAGGCAUUUGAUUUUGAAAAGGGGAACGAUACUAUAGAAACCAUUAAAGCGGAAGAUCAGACUCAACCUAAAGAAUCUAAUAAAAAUGAUACAAUAACAUCAACUAAUUUUGCCGAAAGUAGUGAGAGUAAACUCGAGGAGCAGCCUUCUGCCUCAGUUGAGACUACCUCACUUGACCCUAAAAUAAUCAAUAUUAAAAGUGGCCAGCCACAUAAGGCGACACAUAGAGUCAAUGAAGCUUUUGAGGCCUUUCAAAUGAGUGUUGGAGAUGUCUCUACUUUUAGUGAUGAAUACAGCUCACAUAAUCAAGAUGCCGAAGAAGUUGGAAGAAACAUCUCAAAUGACGAGGAAGUUAAUGAAUCGAUCAAAUCCACGGAUAACGAGGAGCCAUCUGGCUCAUUGAAGGUUAGCGGCGCAUCUUCUGAAGUACAGGAUAAUGCUGAAAGCUUGAAAACAAAUACGCUGUCUAAGCACGAAAGCGAAGUGGAAGAUUCCGUGCAUCUGGAUAAAAGUGACGGAGAUUACACAGCAGAAGACGAAGCAAGCAAUCAGGGCCAGAAAAAUAGCAGCGGUGAACUAAAAAGUCAGAGUAAUACUGAUGAUGAUGAAAACCUUUUUGAUGAUGCUUUAAGUACAGUUUCGAACUCUUAA
This is a messenger RNA of Lachancea fermentati, 2301 nucleotides long. NCBI's taxonomy places the organism in Eukaryota, Fungi, Ascomycota, Saccharomycetes, Saccharomycetales, Saccharomycetaceae. The record is from the annotation of a GenBank genome assembly.